This is a messenger RNA of Microcebus murinus (gray mouse lemur), 632 nucleotides long. RefSeq names its product serum amyloid A-3 protein-like. Gene Ontology annotation, cellular component: extracellular region. The record is from RefSeq and is a predicted model, not a curated record. Lineage: Eukaryota; Metazoa; Chordata; Mammalia; Primates; Cheirogaleidae.
GGUCCAUUAGCAAUGAGUCAGUAUAUAUAGCACCAGCCACAUCUCUCCAGCAGGCGGCAACGGUAGCUCAGCUUCACCGGAGGCCUUAGCAGGAACGAACAGCCAAAGCAGGAUGAAGCUUUCCAUUGGCAUCAUUUUCUUCUGCCUGGUCCUGGGUGUCAGCGGCCAAAGAUGGUUAUCAUUCAUCAAGGAAGCUGGGCAAGGGUCUAAAGACAUGUGGAGAGCCUACUCUGACAUGAGAGAAGCCAAUUUCAAAAAUUCAGAUAAAUACUUCCACGCUCGGGGGAACUAUGAUGCUGCUCAGAGGGGGCCUGGGGGUGCCUGGGCUGCUAAAGUCAUCAGCGAUGCCAGAGAGGGUAUCCAGAGACUCACGGGCCACGGAGCGGAGGACUCGAGGGCUGACCAGGCUGCCAACAAAUGGGGCCGGAGUGGCAAAGACCCCAAUCACUUCAGACCCAAAGGCCUGCCUAGCAAGUAUUGAGCUUCCUCUUCUCUCUGCUCUCAGGAGACCAGGCUGUGAACCCCUGAGGGCAGGGACAUUUUUUGAACUGGAAUUACUGAAUUCUAUAUCCCCAGUACUUCAUACAGAAAAGUACACAUAAAAUUGCUUAAUAAAUGCUUGUGCAAUCCAA